CUGACGUAACUUUAACCAAGACUUCAUAACCUAUGAACCUUCUCUUCCCCUUCAUCACUGUCGAUGACGAAUCAUUUAUAAGCGCUUCCUCUUUUCCUUCUUCACUUUAUAAAAUCUCAUACCCUUUUUCUCUCUCUAAGGUGAGCCAAAUGAAGAACUCAAAUGGCUCUAGAGAAAAUGGAGGAAGUUACGUUUUUCUCCUCCUCCCCCUUCUCAUCGUUCCUCUUGCGGCUGCACAAUCUACAACCAAUAACCAAAACGAAUCGUAUUACAACCGCUUCAGCCCUUCCAUGGCCAUCAUAAUCGUCAUCCUCAUCGCCGCCGUCUUCCUCAUGGGCUUCUUCUCCAUCUACAUCCGCCACUGCGCCGACUCCCCCUCCGCAAGCAUCCGCAACCUCACCGGAGCCACCUCCCGCCAGCGCCGUGGCCUCGAUCAGGCCGUCAUCGACACUUUCCCCACGCUGGAGUACUCCGUGGUGAAGAUCCACAAGCUUGGAAAGGGGACGCUGGAGUGCGCGGUGUGCUUAAACGAGUUCGAGGACACCGAAACGCUGCGUUUGAUCCCUAAGUGCGAUCACGUGUUUCACCCGGAGUGCAUCGACGAGUGGCUCGCCUCCCACACUACCUGCCCCGUUUGCCGCGCUAACCUCGUCCCCGAGCCCGGAGACUCCGUCAGAGGAAUUCCGGUUCUCAAUGCUCCUAACGACAUCGAGGCCCAAUCCGAAGCCCAACCCGAGGCCCACAACGACGCCGUCGAGCCUCUUCCCGAACAACAGCAAGAGCCUAAGCUUCCGAUUUCCUCUGAACCCCCUCAAGUGCUCGGCCUAAACCAGACGCUGAACCGGAACCGCACGAGAGGCUCCCGGUCGGGCCGCCCCCGCCGGUUCCCCCGCUCUCACUCGACCGGUCAUUCGCUGGUCCAACCCGGCGAGGACACUGAGAGGUACACCUUGAGGCUUCCUGAGGAAGUUAGAAAACAGCUACUUCUCAACCCGGAACUGCAUCGAGCGAGAAGCUUGGUUAUGUUGCCCAGGGAAGGUAGUUCGCGGCGUGGAUAUCGAACCGGCGAGGGAAGUAGCAGAGGGAGGUCUUCGCGGCGGUUGGACCGGGGGUUUAAGUCCGACCGCUGGGUUUUCACUAUGGCGCCGCCUUUCUUAGUGAGGGCCUCUUCCGUUAGGUCUCCAAGGGUGGCCAAUAACGGCGGCGCAGGAAUAUCUGCUACUGCGCCCUUUCCGCCGCCGGCUGCUGCGGAUUCUGUUUGACUCCUCCUUUGUUCAAUAGUUUAUUGAAUUAAUCGAUUUUUUUUUUCUGCCACGAUUUAUUUUUUGGCCUUAAAUUGGGAAGGCGUGUAUAAUAUUUGGCACACUUGUUUUGCGUUGAAGAAAAUUAGCUGGAUUCGUGAA
This is a messenger RNA of Vigna angularis (adzuki bean), 1403 nucleotides long. RefSeq names its product E3 ubiquitin-protein ligase ATL6. The transcript has a single exon. The record is from RefSeq and is a predicted model, not a curated record. Lineage: Eukaryota; Viridiplantae; Streptophyta; Magnoliopsida; Fabales; Fabaceae. The coding region runs from base 33 to 1262 and encodes 409 amino acids.